GCCCCGCCGACGAGGCCACAGUUGCCGCAGUUCGACUUUGAGAAGUCACGGAAGGAAAGGCAAAGGCAGAGAUCGGCAUCGCUUUCUAACGCAAAGGUGGAUGUCAAUGCUGCGCACGGUGAGAAGAGGACGGGAGAUGUCACUGCUACCUUUGAUCGUCUCCAAGCAUACGCUCAACGGGAGUCUGGCGCAGUGAGCGUCCACAAGUCUGAUGCCCAUCACGAUGGCGGCGCUGAGGCUGUUCAUACCGCUGUCGCCACAGGCGCGCGCCCCGAGUCUCCACUGCGGAAAGCCAAAAGUGUGCCGUUCAUCCGGCGCCCCGUGCGACGCGAUAACCCCCCCGCGCUGCCGCACCCUCCUCUGCUACCCACGUCCACGUCGCUUCCCACAAAGCUCGCGCCACCGACGUUCUUCCAGAGCCCGCGGGAGGCUCCGCAACCUCCGCGGACGCCACCGAACGUGGAUGAGGGGAUGGUAUCGUUCAUGCAUAUCACGCCGGAGCAGGACGGCGAGGCGGGUGUGGGGGCGGGUGUUGGUGGAGGGUCGAGGAUGAGUAGACUGUGGAGUCGGGCUCGGGCGGGAAUGGGGAUGGGGGUUGGUGAGGGCGGGAAGAGGAGGGAGUCUGGGAUGAUCAAGAGGGAGAAGAGUAGUCGGUGGUUGAGGGGGAGCGCGGUGCAGGCGAUGGCUUGAGAAGGCUCUGCGUCCUACUGGUGCUUUAUUGUUCCGUGUGUUCUCAAUUGGUUGGAUGGAAUGGAAAUAGGAAGGCAAUGGACUGGAACUCGCACUGUACACUACGCAUUGUUAUGUCUCUGUUCUUGUGUCGUUGUGCAUCAUGAUUGUUGGUCGUCAUUGUUAGUUGGAGCGUACUCGUACCUGUCGUACUUUCAUGGCUAUGUCUAGUAUCUUCUUUCUCGUGCAACAUACUUGUAAAAGUGAUCAAGUCCUCACAGAUGUCGGGAAAUUCCUGAUGUUCCAUUCCAUUCGCACGACUUCUGUAUAUGUUGAAUUGAACCUGUGUACUCGU
This is a messenger RNA of Laetiporus sulphureus 93-53, 1024 nucleotides long. RefSeq lists its product as uncharacterized. NCBI's taxonomy places the organism in Eukaryota, Fungi, Basidiomycota, Agaricomycetes, Polyporales, Laetiporaceae. The transcript has a single exon. The record is from RefSeq and is a predicted model, not a curated record. The annotation marks the transcript as partial.